GGGGGCGACCGGCGCGGCAGGGCUCGGGAGCGGGGUCCUAGCGGCCGGAGGAGGCGCCGGCCAGGCCCGCCCUUUCGGCGCCCCCGGGGCCUCAGUUUGUUUUCAGCAGCCUCACUCCGCCGGGGGCUGUCUCGCAGACACUUGGGACUGACCAAGGGUGGCUCGAGGCAGCUCAGGUGAAGCGCUCUCUCCUUUGGUGACUACCCGAGCAGGAGACGCCCCGAUUCCAGCGUGAGGCAGUGACCGCAUAGUGGUCCCUAGCGCAGGCUCUGGCGGCAGAUCCGGGUUUGUACUCACUGUGUGACCUUGGACAAGUCACUUCACCUUAUGGUCUUUAGUUGCUUCGUUUGUCAGAGAGCACUCGGCUGGUCCAGGGGGGCAGCAUGUCAGUACUUUCAGCAAUGUCCCUGCCUCAACCCCAGAAGCCAUGGAGGAGAUAAGGUAGCUCCCUACCCACACCGGAUGGGGAAGCCCAGUUCCAUGGAUACAAAAUAUAAGGAUGACUUAUUUCGGAAGUAUGUGCAAUUCCAUGAGGGCAAAGUGGACUCCCCCCCUAGCAAGCAGCGGCCUGACAGCGAUGAGUACCUGCGGGUGGCGGCCUCGGCCCUGCUCAGCCUGCACAAGGUUGACCCCUUUUAUCGAUUCCGGCUGAUCCAGUUCUACGAGGUGGUGGAGCGCUCCCUGCGCUCGCUGGGCUCCUCCAGCCUGCGGGCCUUGCACUGCGCCUUCAGCCUGCUUGAGACUAUGGGCGUCAACCUCUUUCUCUACCCAUGGAAGAAGGAGUUCAAAAGCAUCAAGACCUACACAGGCCCUUUUGUUUAUUAUGUCAAGUCGACGUUAUUGGAAGAGGACAUCCAAGCCAUCCUGAAUUACAUGGGCUACGUGCCUGAGAUGGGGACCGCGUACAAGCUCAGAGAGCUGGUGGAGACCCUCCAGGUGAAGAUGGUCUCCUUUGAGCUCUUCCUGGCCAGGGUAGAGUGUGAGCAGUUGCUGGAGAUCCAUUCACAUGUGAAGGACAAGGGCUACUCUGAACUGGACGUCGUGAGUGAGCGCAAGACCAGCGCUGAGGAUGUGCGUGGCUGCUCAGACGCCCUGCGGUGGCGGGCUGAGGGCAGGGAGCAUCUGACAGCCUCCAUGGCCCGGGUGGCACUCCAGAAGUCGGCCAGCGAGCGGGCGGCCAAGGACUACUACAAGCCUCGUGUGACCAAGUCCUCGAGGUCAGUGGACACCUAUGACAGCUACUGGGAGAGCAGGAAGCCACCCCUGAAGGCCUCGUUGAGCCUGCGGAAGGAGCCUGUGGCAGCAGACUUGGGGGAUGACCUCAAAGACGAGAUAAUCCGCCCGUCCCCCUCGCUCCUGGCCAUGUCCAGCUCCCCGCACGGCAGUCCGGAUGACCUGCUGACCUCCUCCCCCAACAACGGCCUUGGCCAGUUGCGCGGCACAUACUUCUCCGCUCAGGAUGACGUGGACCUGUACACAGACUCGGAACCUAGGGCCACGUACCGCAGGCAGGACGCCCUGCGGCCGGAUGUGUGGCUGGUCAGAAAUGACGCCCACCCACUCUACCAUAAGCGCGCACCCUCCGCCAAAGAGUCCGCCCUCUCCAAGUGCCAGAACUGUGGUGUGUCGUGUAGCUCCUCCCUCUGCCAGCGCUGUGACAGCCUGCUCGCCUGUCCCCCCGCCUCCAAGCCCAGCGCCGGCCCCAGCAAGGCCUCCACCCACGAGAGCCUGGCCCACGGGGCGUCUCUGCGGGAGAAGUACGUGGGCCAGACUCAGGGCCUCGACCGGCUGCCACACCUCCACCCAAAGUCCAAGCCCUCUGCCACGGCCACCUCCCGCUGUGGCUUCUGUAACCGCCUGGGCGCCACCAACACCUGCACCCAGUGUUCAAAGGUCUCCUGCGACACUUGCCUUGGCGCCUACCAUUACGACCCCUGCUGCAAAAAGAGUGAGCUGCACAAGUUCAUGCCCAACCAUCAGCUGAACUACAAGUCUACCCAGUUCUCCCAUUUCGUGUACAGAUAGACUCGACCUUGCACCUUCCUGCUACAAGGGCUACACCACUGAGGUUUCUGGUUUCACGGUGAAGAGUAUUAAAGCAUUGAUCUUGGAAGCAGGGGCCUGCACUUGACCAUGUAGGUGCCGGGGGUUCGUGGGGCCGGCUGCACCACGUGGGAGUUCACUUAGCUACUGUUGACUAAGAUGUUUCAACUGAUGGCUGCUUUGUCGUUUGACAAGGGAGAGGGUGGCACUUCCGUUCACAUUCAUUUUUGCUAAUCUCUCCACUCCUUAUUCAGUUGUAUUUUUUUUUAAGAGAAUUUCUAUCUCUGGGACUGUCUUCGCCCCUCCUGCUUUCACCACGAAGCCAACUUGGACUGGGAAGGGCCCUUCAGGUCGCUUCCAAAUGCCCACCGGGAGUGGUGAGCUAGAGGCCUGUUGGCUUGUGAAAUGAGCCCUCCUGCCACACUGGGGCCUCCUCCAAUGGCUCAUCCCUUCUCUGCCCGUCCCCAAGACAAGCAUCCCCACCUGGACUCCCCGCUCCCUGCCUCCCCAGGCUUUAAAGGCUGCACCGAGUCCAGUAUUAGCUAAAUGUCAUCCUGUUGCCAAGCACAGCUCACGUUCACCCCUGGUGUUUGUGACCUUCCCACCAAAGCAUUGCCAUGUGGACCUUCCACAGCAGGACGGGCUCCUUUUUCCUUUCUGUUGUUUGCACAUGUACUGUAAAUAGAUAUUUUUGAGAUUUAUUUUUAAAUAAAUAUUCAACUUGCCCUGUGUUUCAAAGUGGUUAAGGAAAUUAAUUAUGUAGCUAUUUAUAAAGAGGCCCUGGGUUAUUUUGUCUUCCGAGGGAGGGUCUCAAAUCCUUUUGUAGUAUAGCCUCCACUCACCACAGCCCAAGGGCCGAGUGAAGGGUUUAGGGGCAGAGGAGGACCUGAGGCAAUGUCCCUUUUUCUUGAGUGGUAGAGGCCACUCUGUCUUCCCUAGAGUUUACUCUACACCUACCUCCAGCGUGCAUGUGGGGUGCGUGCGGGCAUAGAGGUGAGGUUGGCUGCCUGCAGACUGCUGACUAGUGACGAGUCAGGGGCCUCACCGUCCAGAUCUACAGCCCUGGUCACUGGCACUCACUGAGCGUGAACCUUGCGCUCCAGACUUCUUGAGUCUUGUUUCAGAAGGAAAGUCAUUUGGGAUUCCCUCCACCCCUCCAUCUCAGUCCUCCUCUCCUCACUUGUUUCCGGGACUCAUCUGCAACAAUAUUUGUGAUCUUUUUGCACUAGAAGGGGGCAGAAGUGAGCGUGCGCCCGUUAGACAAACACUCGGCUGAGCCGAAGUGCUUCCAAACCAGACAGCUCCCCAGCUCUUCAUGUGAAUUACUCCUGGGUUUUCCUUUUUGGGGUGCAGGGCAGGAGUGGGGCAAGAGUUUGAAAAGAGAACAGCUUCCUUGUGAACUAAGAAAAUAAUAUAUUUUAGCCAUAGUGUUUGCCAUGUACGGAAUGUCACGGGCACUUAACAUGCAGAGGGUUUUCCGGUAGAUUGAGGUAUUCAGCUCUUGAGCAGAUUUCAAUCUGGUCAAAUCCCGAGGCCACUGUUAACUUGCUGAUGUUCUCCCAAAUCAAGUGAGUGAUUUUAAGGUUUUUCAAAUCUUACAUAGCAUUUUUUAAUAUAUCUGGUAGAGCACAUGUAGAUACACAAUGUGUAUAUAAAGGUGAAUUUCAACCAACUUCAUCACGAAGACCAGCCCAUCCCAGGGCCUUCAUCCUCGAUGUUCUGCCUUUUCACAUCUCAGAAGUGUCGAGGCCCGUCCCGCUCCUGGGAGCUCUCGUUUUCUAGUUUUCCAUUUCCGGUUUGUUCCUGCGGCACCACAGUUAUUCUCCCGAUCAACCGUGACGCCACGUAACUGACCCAGUGAACAAACGCAGGAAUAAGAACUUGAGCUGGGAGAAAAAGUCCGCUGUACAUACCGUCGGGGAAAUACUGUGUUCAUGGACCGGAAUAGGAAAUGCUAUGACCCCGUUCCUUCUUGGUGUGUGUCUUGUUGUAUGAGGUUGCUGUGAUUGAGAUAGUUAAAUAUGUGCUCAUUUUAAAAUGCAGCUGUUUUGCAUUUGAUUUCUACCAACAGCUGAAAUGUUGAGAGAUGAUUACGAAAUAACAAUAAAGUGUCUUCCAUUGUUAAAUGCGGUGUUUGGGGUCUUAUGUCUUCCUCGCUGCUUCUCUGAAGUUUGGAUUGCUCGGGCCUUUUGGUUAUUUUCGCUCAAGCCUCAUUUAGUUCUUUAAUCACGGACUCCAAUUUUCUACUCCGUGAAACUGACAUAGCCAGCGUUUGGAGGCUGAUACUGUGUCAGACACUGUACAUGCAGAGAUUUUAUAUAUGCCUGUCUUAUGUACCGAUUCAGUCAUCCUAUAAAGCAGGUAAGUAGCCCUGAUGGCUGCUCGGCUGCUAACCAGAAGGUUGGUGCUGUAAGCCCACGCAGCAGCUCCAAGGGAGGAAGACCUGGCAAUCUGCUCCUGUGCAGACCGCAGCCAAGAAAACCCUGUGAGGCAGUUCUGCUCUGCCACAUUGGGUCACCAUAAGUCGGAAUUGACUUGACGGCACCGAACAAGAAUGUAAGGCAAGUGCUGUUAAAAUCCCCAUUUUGCAGCUGGGGAAGCAGGCACACAGUCCCGGUAUGUUUCUGGGGAAUGGGGCUCUCUACUCCAGGAGAGGGGCUUGGUGGGGGUGAAUGACAGGCAUUAAAUCAUGCCGAAAGACACUAUGGAAAGAUUAAUUCCAUCUUUAGUUCUUUGGAUCCAUCUCAAGGCCUCACCGAGGAAGCCUCAGUUUAAUUCUAACGAAGAGAAAGCGGGUGUCAGGCUCCCAGCCUUUGGCAUAGAAUCUUAGCUAGGUUUUCAGUUACUUUCUAUUUAGGGCAAGCUGUGCUGCUUCUCCAUUUACAGCAGUGAGAGGAGAUUGCUUUUUGAAAUCAAUUUAAGGUGAUUUUUAAAAAUGAGAGUUGACUGAAAGCAAAACAUAGCAGAAAUGUCAGUGUUGGCAGAAGAGCAGCCGAGGUUUGGCAGUCGGGUCAUGCUGCUGACCACUGUUCUGUUGGCCCCCGAGGGGCAUGGCUGCUGGGGAAGAAACUGACAAGGUUUCUCCAUUUCAUGCACUGGCUGGAUGCAUGUCCAGGCUUUGGGCCAGACCAAGGCCAGGUGCUGGGUCCGGUUUCCGCUGUGGCAUAGGAAAUGGCGUUGCUGCCAUCCCUGGGGUGUCUCUUUCCCAGGACAGCUGCUUCCUAGAGGUUAGGACCAGCUCCCCAGAGCUGAGACCUCUGAGCAGUUUGCUUCAUUUGCAUAUGUAAAUGACACGCAUAUGUAAACAUCAUCCAGCACAUCAGCUGUACCACACCCACCAGCUGUACCACGUUAGUUCUGCUGCCAGCUCUGAGCCCCGGUCUGUGCACCCCACACGCCUGUGCCUUGUGGGAGGAAGGAGGUGAGAGCUGUGGCAGACACUGCUAUUUGCACCCCGAUCUCAGCUCUUCUUCCUUGAUAAAUACAAUUCCUGAGUUUUGGUCAGAUACAUGGCCAUUGUUAUGGACUGAAUUAUGUCCCCAAAAAUAUGUGUUGUAAAUUCUAGCCUCUAUGCCUGUGGUUAUAAUCUCACUUGGGAAUGGGUUGCCUUCGUUAUGUCAAUGAGGCAAGAUUAGUGUAGAGUGUACUUUAAGUCCCAUCUCUUUUGAGAUAUAAAAGAGAUUUAAAAAGUAAGCAGAGCAGAGAUGGGGUAAGGGAGAUGCCAAGCCACAUGAAGUUUGCCCAGGAGCAGAAGCUCAAAAGAGACAAGGACCUUCCUCCAAAGCCGGCAGAGGGAGGAAGCUUUCCCCUAGAGCCCGUGCUCAGAAUUUGGACUUCUGGCUUCCUGAACUGUGAGGAAGUAAGUUUGUUUGUUAGAGCCAUCCACUUGUGGUAUUUCUGUUAUAGCAGCGCUAGAUAACUAAGACAGAAUUUGGUGUUGGAAGAGGGUGGUGCUGCUCUAACAGACAGCUAAAAUGUGGGAGUGGUUUUGGAAGUGGGUAAUGGGUAGAGGCUGGAAGAGUUUUAAGGUUCCUCUUCUCCUGAAGAGACUGUUGGUAGAAUUACGGAUGUCAAAGGAAAUUCUUAUGAGGGCUCAGAAGGAAGUGAGAGGACACCUAAAGAGAGUCUCUGUCAUCUUGGAGACUACAUACGAGGCACCAGGAACAGAGUGUUGAUAGACAUGUGGGUGUUAAAUGUGCUUCUGGGAAGGCUUUAAAAGAAAAUGAUGGACAUGGGAUUAGACAGUGGCAGAAGGGCGAUGCUUUUUAUGCAGCGGCAAAGCACAUGUCUGAAUUAUGUUCAAAUGUUUGGCGGAAGGUAGAACUUUUAAGUGAUGAACUUGGAUAUCUGGCUGAUGAGAUUUCUAAGCAAGAUCUUAAAGGGGCUGUGUGGUUUUUCCUUGCUGCUUACGGUAAAAUGUGAAAGAGAUGGACUUAAAAAUGAACUGUGCAAAAUGAAAACAGAGCUUAAAAGAUUUGGAAAAUUCUGUACAAACUAAGGAUAUGUGUUCUAGAAUGUUCACUAAGGAUGUGACUACACAGUCUUUUGUUAGAGAGCUUAAGCCUGUGACUGAUGGAUUUAACCAGCUACCACAGCAGAAAACUCAUCAGGUUAGACUAAAGGGGACAGAGAAAGAAUGAAAGGAAAGAAUUUGGAACUGGCAGAGUGGGGUGCCGCUCUUCUAAUCUUUUUUAAUAUCAAAAGAGAUUGACUUAAAAUACACCCUGCACUGCCUCUUGGAAUUCUACAGUCAGGAAACAGGGCAAAAGAGCUACAUUUGUUGUCCUCCAAGAAAAGAAAAGGACCAUCUCUGGAGCAACUCGGGGAUCAGCAGAACUGUUGGAAGGAGCACAAGAAGCUGGGGCGUCUUGGUUUCAAAGGGCGGGGCCACAGUCUCCUGGAUCUGAAAGGGUGGGGCUAUAACCUCCUAGGUUUCAAAGAGUCAGAUCUUUGCCACCUAGGUUCCAGGAGUGUGGGGCUGUGGUUAAGGUGUGCCUGGGGGCUGGGGCCGCUACCCAAAGCUGAGAAGGUGGGGCUGACAUGCCCAAAGGGCAGAAUAAAGGGGCCUGCCGGGGCUGAUGGGGUACAGUUGCUACUCAGAUGGACUAUGAGAAUGGGGCUGCCUAAAGCUGCGGGAUGAGAGUUGCCAUCCCAGAGGGCCUGGAAGGUGGAGCUAAAGCCCAGGGCCGAGGGCCCUCCACCCAGAAUCCAGAGGGCAUGGCCAACACUCAGAAUCUGGAGGGCAGGGCCAUUGCCCAGAUGGUCUCAAGAGAAGAGAGGAUUAUUUUCAAACCUUGAAAGCUAAUGUAAUUUGCUCCGCUGGGUUUUGGCCUUCUUGUGCCUGUUAUCCCUUCUUUCUCUCCGAUUUUGCCCAUUUUGUAACAGAAAUGUCUACCUUGUGUCUGUCCUACCACUGUACUUUGGAAGCAGAUAACUCGUAUUCUAGAUUCCACAGGCUCACAGGUGAAGAGGAAUUGUGCCCCAGGACGGUAUAUACCUCAUGUUUCAACCACAGUGGAUUUAGAUGAUUCAGAAGAUGAGAUUUUGGACUUGGAGUUGAUUUAAGACUUUUGGGGUGAUGUGAUGGGGUGAAUGUGUUUUGCAUGUGGCCAGGACAUAAAUUUUGGGGAAGGGGGCAAAGGGUAGAAUGUUACGGAUUGAAUUAUGUCUCCCCAGAAUGUGUUGUAAAUCCUAACUUCUAUGCCUGUGGUUAUAUAUAAUCCCGUCUGGGAAUGGGUUGCCUUUGUUAUGUUAAUGAGGCAGGAUUAGUGUAGAGUAUAUUUUGAGUCAAUCUCUUUUGAGAUAUAAAAGAGAUUAAACCAGCCAGCAGAGCAGAGAUGAGGGAAAAAGAGAUGUCAAGCCACAUGAAGGUUGCCCAGAAGCAGAAGCUGAAGAGACAAGGACCUUCCUCCAGAACCGCCAGAGAAAAGCCUUCCCCUAGAGCUGGCACUCUGAAUUCAGACUUCUAGCCUCCUAAACUCUUUUAACAAAUAAAUUUGUUUGUUAAAUAAAGCCUUCCAUUUGAAGUACUUCUGUCAUAGCAGCACUAGAUAACUUAAGACACCAUGCAGAAUAAAGACUGCACAUCCCAGCCUCUCCUGCUGUCGGGUAUGGCCAUAUGACCAAGUGUGAUCCCUGGGAUGGAAAAGUGUUUUGUAUGACUUCUACGAAGGGCAAGCUCUCUUCAUCCCACCACUCUUUCUUCCUGGCUGGGGCUGAGGAUGGGGCAGCCAUCCGAAACCCUGAAGGGAAGAAACUCUGAUGGGGAGCCAAGUGAAGAGGAUGUGGGAGAACAAGCUGGAAGGAACCUGGGUCUCUGGUGCUUAGGAAUCAGGGCUUCAAAUGGUUCUUCCCAAUGAAGUCAUGGCAGAGGAAGCAAAACCAGAACAGACCCUCGUUUUAAAAAUUUGAAACAGAACAAUAACUGGAAUGGGAAAAAUAACAGGUCGAAGCCCUGGUAGAAACCUAAUUCUCCCUCUUAGAAAACAAAGGCAGCCUAAGUGUUGUAUAACAACCACAUCUUUUGGCUGUGGAAUUUUGAGCAGAAUUAGAAACAGCGGUGCCCUACUCAAAAACGGCAGCUGAUCACUCCGCUUUGAAUGUGUGUCGCUCCACAGUCCUGCAAGUAACCCAGUCUCACACAUCAGGCUCCUGAAUGGGCUCACUGUGCCUCUUCUGAGUCUCCCAUUCCAGAGCUUUGACCCAUCAUUUCUUCCAUUACAGUUAUGGUUCCAGGUCACCCAGGUUGUAAAAAUUCGGGUCUGUUCAAGUUUUGCUUUGUCGAUCAUGACUGAACUGGUUUGAAUCAGUUCAAAGCCCUGUUAGGAAAGUUCUCUACAAAAAAAAACAUAUAGAAACAACAAGAUUUUUUAAACUACCUAUAGUCAAAGAGAACCAAAGUUAGAGAAUCAAGUUCUUUGACGUCUGUCCUUCUAGAUUUUCUUCCGAUGUAUUUAUCCACAAUUUAAUCUUUAAAGGCUAAUGCUGUAUAUGUUGUUUUAAAAUCUGCUUUUCUAACUUCAUGUAGUUUUACCAGUUAGUAGUAUUUUUGCCACAACAGAAAACCCAACCAGAAGUGGUGUAAACAAUAAGGAUAUGUAUUGCCUCACAUAAUGAGAUCCCGGGAAGGGCAAUUCUGGCAUUUGUUAAUUUACUGGUGCAACAGUGUCGUUAAGGACCCAUGGGAUGAAUGAAGUCCUGGUGAUCUUCCGAAAAGUCAGCCAUUGAAAACCCUAUGGAGCACAGGUCUACUCUGACACACCGGGUUGCCAUGAGUCAGAAUUGACUUGAUGGCAACUGAUUUUUAUUAAUUUGUUCAUUUGCCAUGUUUUAACAUUAAAAAACAAAAAGAUAGGCCAGUGGAGAAGAUAGCACUGAGCUGCAUCAAAUUCUAACCACAUCAGAUUUGGUGAGUCCAAUGCCUCACACAUAAUAAAAGCUUUUGACUUGGGGGAAAAAAAAUGAACCCCUGGGCUUUCUGUCUUUCCACUGCGCAUGUUGUGAAGUCUUCCCUCGUGGUGUCAAAAUGGCUGCAGCAAGUCCAGGCACUCCAUCCUCACAUAACGGGAGGCAAAAGCCAGGAAAUGGGAAGAGGGUACUUUCCGUCCUUGAGUGUCUAAUGAGUGAGGAAACAUUUCUUUGUUAUACCGGAACUGGGUCAUAGAGCCAUUCCUCGGCCAGUCACAAGCAAGGGGAGUGGAAGGACCAGGAAUAGCCUGGACUGGAAAUGGGCCCAGUUACCCUUUGAAGCAUAUGGUGACCUGUUACACAAACAAAAUGGGUUCUCUUAGCAAAGACGAUGGGGCACAGAGAAGAAAUGGUGGCUGAGGGGGCAAGCAACAGGUUUGCCACAUCAGGGAUCAGUGGGUGUGUGAGAAGUAGAAUGUGUAUGCUAAAAAGCCAUGUACUAAAAUUCCUAGAUUCCUUUUUUGUCAUUCUGAUACCUCAGCCUAUAAGGAGGAGGUGAAAUUCUUGUCUUUCUAAAGGUGACGAGAUGCUGGCCCAAUACAUCAGGAACAUCUUUUUUUCCACGUUCUUUAAUAACUGGCAAAUAUUCUAUCAUUUAUCUCACCAAUCCCCUAUCAAUGGACAGAGACUGUUUGCCAGGACGACCGUUUUCGGAGUCAAAUUUUUGUGCACAUUCAUUAUGUCCUUAGUAAAUUCCUGUGAGUGGAAUUGCUGGGUCAAAACAGAUGGCCGCUUCAAGGGUUUUGAUAGGUUUUCACCAUGCUGGCCCUCCCACCAGCAGCUCACCUUUUCCACAAAAUCAACCAACUACGUCUUUGUGGUCUUCGGUAAGCAGACCUGGUGCUGGUGUCUUCCCCAUCUGCAUCAGGAUUUCAGCUGUUGUGUGUGUACAGAGGGUUCCUGGUCCCUUCUGUCCUGAGGACCAGGCUGGCCCUGACCUGACUGAUGCUAAAGCCCCAGGUCUCCUGGGUGGCCUCCUGGGGUGCGGGGGGGGCGGGGUAUGGCUGAUGCCUGCCUGCUUUCCUGCAGGUCCGUAAAUAUUGAUGAAGACGAUCUCCACUUAGGGGCAACUUACACUCUGCCAGGGCAUUGGCCUUCUGACUCCCUGUGCCCUUCAGGGGUUGAUACUAAGAUUGUCUUUGAUCUACAAAAAAGAAUGAGGCUCAGAAAGGUGAGGUAACUUGCUCAAGGGCACACAGGGAGCAAGACCCCUGGCUCACACUCAGCUUUUGCACCUCCCAGGUGCCUGGGUUGUUGUCCUGGCUUUUCAUCCGCCUCACUGACCAGGAGCAGGCCAGAGAGUCAGCAAAUCUCCGAAGGGGUCUAAGGCAAGCCCUGGAGUGGGAUUCUUCCCCCAGUAGCCUCUGCUGAAAGCCCAUCAGGCCCGGGGAACAACUUACCCUACAGGGACAACUUGAUGGGCUUCAGUUUUGCCAUCUUUAAAACUGGGGGUCUGACUAGAAUGCCUCCUGAGAUCCAGGUCUAAGCAAAUUCUACACUGGCCCUACUUCCACAUCCUGCUGGCCUGAGCAUAAACUGGGUAGAUCCCUGCAGAGAGCACAUUGGUCUAGUCAUUCCACUUCUAGGAUUAACCCUCGGAUGUAACUGCACGAGCGUGCAGGGCUCUGUGCCCAAAGAGCUGCAUGCUGCAUCACUCAUAGUGGCAAAAAUCUGGAGACAGGUGUCCACCUGUGAGGGAAUGCUUUGUAGCUGCUGUUUAUGUGGAAUGAUCUUGAAGAUACGUUGUUAAAAACAUAAACUAGAUGUAGUGUAUCAUUUAUGUAAAAACAUGUAUAUACACGAUUUUUGUAUAUACCUGCACUAUCCUGAAGGAUCCCCAAGACAGCAUCUGGCUUCUGGGGAGGGAAGUGGGCUGGGGGAUGGGGUAGGGGUUUACUUUACACGGUGCACCCAUUUUCACAAAGUCGUUUAAAGAAGAGAGCACCCAGCGCCGGCUCUCAGCACCCAGGCACUGUUGGCCUCGGCCAGCCUGGACCCCUUCACACAGGCCGAGCCCCCCAUGUUCCUCCGGGUUCUGAAUGAAGGUCUCUGGGCCAGAGGCAGAGGGCCUCAUUGCUUAUUCUGGAUUCUGGGGAAAGCUGGGAGUCCCAGAGGGCCUGGCUCCAUCAGCCAGACUAAAGUCAAGAGCAGUGGGGUCACUCUCCAGGCCAACUUCAUCUCCCCUUAGCUGCCCUGUGGGCUGUGGGGGCCUCACUUUUGACCCUCCCCCCUCAACUUUCUGGCCUCUAGGGAAAAUACUUCCUCCCGUGUUGCUGCCCACCACCCCAAGAGCUCUUUCUAUGGGUUGUGAAGGGUGGAAAUGUGAAUGAAUGAAAGCACCCAGUUCCCUCUGUGGCUCCUGCCACUCAGAAUCCAUCCCCCACCCCCACUCUACUGAUAGAUCAGGUGACGCUGUGCUCAGCAAAACCUCAUCUCCCAGCCUCCCUUGCAGUCAGGGGGCCUGGGAAGAACUGCUUUGUGUUUGCCAGAGUUCCCUUCAUCUCUCCCUGACCCUGAGGCUGUGUGUCGGUUAUGUCUGUCACCAGCCUGAGGUUUCUAUUACGGUAGGAUCAUCUCUCUCAAUCCGGAUGGCUACCGUAAGUGGAACAGUGACUGCCUUCAGCAUUGUGCUCUUUUAAAGAGCUAUAUGGAAUCAAACUGACAACAGCAACUCAAAGAGGAGAUAGGAACCUUAGGGGGCAGUGAGUUUAUGUUAAUAGAGGAGGAACAACUCAGAGAAGUAGGGUGAGAAUGGCCGCACAACUUGAAGAAUGUAAUCACUGAAUUGUACGUGCACAAAAUUUUGAACUGGUGAAUAUUCUCAACAGCAAAAAAUAAAUUAUUGGGGAAAAAAAAGGGACAAUGGGAGCUGAGAGGCACCUGUGUGUGUCUUCACCCAGCCCUUGCUUCCCUCCUUCCGCUCCCUGCUGACCUGGUUUGGAGCCCUGGUAUGGGCAGGGGUGGAAUUUCUUCUUCCUUCUUUGGCUGUAGAAUGGGGUGGAGAACUAAGUACAGGGCUGGGAGGGACCAAAGAGGCCCAGUUCUCGCCUCCUUGCCAGACAGCCCUGUGCCUGGGGUCAGGACGGGCUCUCCUGCCUGGUUUUUUGUAUCAUGUGCAUUGUUUUGUUUGUGCUGUUACCAUAAUCAGCUUCGGAUGCCUUUGGAAAUAUGUGGGGAUAUAAAUAAACCAAUAGCCAAGCCUUGGCCACAGAUAAUAUGUUAGCAGAGGGCGUGUGGGGAGUGUGGGUCCAGAGGGCCAAGGCCCCCAGGGGCUGACAGAAAUCCCAGGAAAGGACAGCAGCCCAGCCUGAGGACUCACCCUCUGAGAUCAGAGCUAGAAGCUUCAGGAAAAGCAGCAGUGGACUGGGCGGGGCCCACGCUCUGAGCUCUUCUGCUAGACCUCAAGUGCGCCUCACUAAGGGCAGAGGUGGGCUCCACCCCAGGACUGCCUGACCCAAAGCUGGACUCCUAACCACCAUGCCUCACUGGGGACAUGUCUGUGGCUGACCGAGAAGGAGGCUGGGUAGUAUGUGGCACACAGCCAAGCCUGAGGAGUAUGAUCCAAGUGUUAAAGUCCCCUUAACAUGAGACAGAGGCCGGUUCCGAGACAGCAGUAUUCAUUUUUAUUUCUAAAUAAAUAAAUACCCAGUGGCAUUACUGUUCUCCUUCCAUUUUUGAAAUCUUUCACAAGUUCAGAGUGAUAAAGAUUCCACAGCCAGCAUAGCAGUUACAGGUCCCACACCUCUCUGAUGGACCCUCCCCGUCCCCAACACAAAGCCCAAGUCCAGAAGAGAAGCAAAGAAUUCCGCAGAAAUCAGGUGUUUCACUGACGCCCAUCACAGUUUCCUUGGGGGAGGGCAAAAGAAUCGGCCUGACCUUUUCACCAGUCCAUAAAACAAAAGACAAGACAGUACUUAAAAAAAUCCUUCCCUUUUACAAAGAAAAUCACUAAAAGGAAGAGGUUCUGAUUAGCUUUGAGGACAAAUCAAGCUUUGCAGGAGCUUUAUCUGGAGAAAACACUAAAGUCCUUUGGUGUAGGCCCGAACAUGCCGGCUGUCUGAGUAAGGAGGUGCCUGAGAGAGACGCCAGUGGAGGACCCCAGGCUCUCCUAUAGCACAGAUGGGCCUGGUGAGCAUGGGCCAGGAGGGCCGACAGCUGGCUUUCUCCUGUGACCACCCAUCUGCAUAUUCACUGUCCAGCGGCUACCUGGGAUGCAGCCUGGAGACCUGCACCACCCACCAGCUCUGUCCCCUGCAAUGGGGCAAGCUCACACAGCAGGCAGGGAGAUGACCAAUGUAUUCUUACCCUCUCUGGGAUGGGGUUAAGGGUGGGAAUGGGUGAGAAGGUGGUGUGGGCAGUGGGGUGGUGGUGGGGGACAGGGAAGGCUGCCUUCUUUUGUCACAUGGUACCGUGACAAUGGAAGUCCCUAAUACCUCACUCCUGUGUGAGGAAGGGUAGGAACUUGUGGAGGGGAGUGUGGCAAUUUCUCUUUAAGCCUUUGCUUCGGACUCUGGUGUGUGUUCAUUUAAAACACUGCCUGGGGCUUUGGAGACUGGGUUCCUGGUAGAACUUUUUAAUGAUUCUGGUUGCUGCAUCAGACCUGUUUCAGAUUUGGUUCCCCCUCCCCAACCAGCAGGAGACAUGCCCAGGGAGUUGGGGGGGAGGUGCUUUUCCUUUCUUUCUUGCACUUUAAGUCCUAAUAAACAGCAGAGGACACAGAGACUUCUCUUUGCACUGGAGUUGGGACCAGUUGAAAGAAGAGGCCCACCUUGGGUGACCCUGGCCCACACCCUCCCCACUUUCAAAACAGCAGUGGGGUGCUUAGCCACCACGCUGAGAGCUUUACCAAGUGCAAAGCCCCUGUGAGAGCGUGGACCUGGGACCUAGCGAGGCCGAACCUUGCUGACAGCACCUCUGAUGUAGUUUAAGGCGAGAAGGACCCCUGCUCUCCAAUCUUUCUGCAUUCCCUCACGUACAAAGGAGCCUACCACUGGCCAGUGAAUUGGCGGAUUCGGUGCACUUGGGGGCUGACAACAUUCUGGGCCAGCCGGGGCCCAGGCAGCAUUCCUGGCUGUACAAAGAGGUGGCUAGUUUCUGGGGAGAAGGAGGGUUUAGUUCUGCCCCUGGGUUGAGUGUCUGAGCACCAGACAAUGGGACUGAGCCACCCCAGCCUGGCCUUGGCUCUUGGUUGGCCACUGCAAACUCAACCUCUGGGGACCUGGGGGUUGUUGUUCUUUCCCUGUAAGGCCUCACAUGCUCAGGGUGGUUGAUCCAAGGGGUCCUACAACCACAGGGCUACAGAAAGCAUGCCAUUUAUUUCCAGAAGUGGUCCUAAAUUGCAGGGCCUGCUGUGAAGGGGUAGGGGUGGGGGGUGGGGAAAGGCUGCAGCUGCAGGGAUCCCCAAGACGGGCAUGUCUUCUUGGUUCACUGGCUAAGGGGCCAGCAUUUCCAAAGGCCACUCACAGCCUUCAGCUCACUCUAAAGGGCUACCCUUCUACGUGCUACAACGCUCCUCUCCCAUGGCCUAGGCCCGAGAGGAAAGAAACAUGCAGGAAGUUAUGGCUAAAAUGGGGAUUUUUCUAUCUUCGAGGCAUUAACUGCCCCCAAAUAAGAGAAUUAUUAGGUGUGCUAAAGGUAAACAGCAGCAAUUUUUGAUUCACAGAUUAUCUGAAAAAAAUCCGCCAGAAAAACAGAUCUCCCAGGCCUUUUUCUUGCUGUACAUUCUAAGAAAACCUUUUGCUUGCUACAAAGGCAAACAGACUGCUGAGGAGAAUACAGGUCACCCAGAUCUGCACAGGCACACUCUUCUGGGUUGAACCCUCCCUCAGCCAGGAGGGGGCAGAAGAGGCUCACGGGAGAUGGAGGCAGGCACUCACUGGUGCCUUCCAGAAAGGGGCUGCCACAGCACACCUUGGGGAUCUCCUACCAAGCCCACUGCGUGCUACCCUGCUGGUGUAGUGUCAUCUACAGGUGCCAGCUAAAAGGAGAAGGCCGGGUGGGGCAUGGCGGGGCAUCAGUAUUUGGUUACAAGGGGCCAGUCUGAACUGAAGAUCCUGACUGUUCACUGUUUAGUCUAUGAACUCACAGCCAAAAAAUGAAAAAAAAAAAUCCUGGCUGGCAAGCAAGCCAGCUUGCAAAGCAACUUAAACCUCUGAGAUCAGACCCUGAAUUUUAAGGGAGAAAGUAACUUGCUCCCAGAGCUGGGCUGUGGGAGAACAAUCAGUGAGCACAGGUCUCCUGGCCUCAGAGCCCUCCCCACCCCUGCCGCCCCCAAGUCAGCCUGGCUCCCCUCAGUUGUGGGCAAAGGUCCUUUCCCACACCUUCAGCUCCUGUCUUACUUCUUCACUGAAAGGACGCUAUGGAGACUGAGUACACAAGGCAGUGCCCCUUCAGUGGGAUACUAGGUGGGUAAAAUGUUCUGGUUCAAAAUUAUGGGGUUAAUUUAAGUUGGGAGAUUCCUAAAAGAGAAAUGAUUGUAUUUUAGCUCUAUUUAGUACAAGCUUACUUUUCAUGCACAAAAAGGAAACCUCGCGCUGCUUGCCUGACUGGCCUUGCACUUGCACUUCUGGGAAGGGAAGGUGUCAUGGUUGGGGUGCAGCCUCACAAACAGCAUGUGAGGCCUGCAGGGCCCUGUGGUCAAGCCCUCCUUAACGCCCUAAGCCACACUGCCUGAGGCAGAAGAGAUGGAGACGCACCUGCUACCAGCCUAGGGCCCACCCUAUCCCCACAGAGAGCUAAGGACAAGUACAUGAGGAAUAAACCACCUGGAGGGCUGAGCUGGGUGAGCCCCUAGGCACCAAGUGUGACCCAGAGCCACAUGUGCACCUUGUCAACCACCUGCAGAGAGGCGGAGCCAAGUAGCUGUGAGGCCUGUUGAUCGCAGGUGAGGGGAGAAUGCGACAUUCAGUGGCUCCAUUCCAUCUGGACAUAACUGGCAGCUCUUCACCCUAAGCUGGCCCCAGAGGCAGAGCCAAGGAGUGUGUGAGCAUGAGAGAGAGAGAGAGCAUGGGAACACUCUGACUGAGGCCUGGGGUGGUGGCAGCCACUUGGGGGUCCCAGGUGAGGCUCUGGCUGCAGCUGACUCCAGGCCACUGGGGUCCCAGUGGGUGGGGGAGGGGAGAAGAACCAGGCACUGGCCCCAGCCCCAGAGCUUUGUUGAGCUGGUAGGUAACUGGGAGAGGAAGAAACCCCGGCUUAGCAGAGAAGGUGGCAGCAGGUAAAUGGUGCACAGACACCUUCAGCCCAGGAAAAGGCAAUUCCAGUUGGACAAACCAAGAACAAUUCAGUAGGGGGCAGUUGUUGUGGGGGAGGGGGUCAGAUGGCGGCAAGCGACUGCCGGACUCUCACUACUUUGUAAAAGCAGACUCUGAACUGAAUUAAAAGCAGCAGCUGCUUGCCUGCACGAACCCUGUACUGCUAGCUUUUCCCUCUAGAGGGCGCUCUGACCCCAUAGACUAGGCUUGCUCCUCAAACCAGGGCUGUAGCUUCCAGUGGGUUCUAGAGGAGGCCGUGGCCUGCACCGGGCUCCUGUAAACAUUCAGUGUCCCCAGAGGAUUGCAGCUGCCUUCCCCAGCAAGAGCCUGCCAGGUGCUCGUCAAUAAGAAACAAAAAAGGUCACUCGGUUUCCGUUUUUGGGGAGUGUGAACCAUCACAAACCACCAGAGGGGAGUAGGAGAUUGUCGAGGUUUCUAGGCCCUCCCACGGAGGCUGCACUUGCUGCUGAUGCUGCUGCUGCUGCCGCCGCCGCCGCCGCCACUGCCGCCACCACCAAGGCCCUAGACGCCCUGAUGAUUCUGAUGGGAACAGCACCUGGCUUCUCCCCGGCUGGUGUAGGUGCCCAUUCCAGCAGGAAGGUGCCCACUGCCUUGGCAGCCUGCUCCUGGGGCUGCAAUGGGUGCAGGGGGUUGGCACACCCAGCCCCACAGCCUGGUGCUUGUCGGGCGUCACGCAGGACUCCUCUCAGGCACAGGCACCCUGUCCUGCCAGUGACUGCUCGCCCCGGCUGUAGAAGGAAGCAUUUUACCCGGGAUGGGGGUCACCCCAAUCUGUGGGCCGAAAAGCAACACUGAGAGCAGAGUCCAAUUCAGUGAGGAGCGAGGAUGCUCGCUUCAGAAGAAGCCCCUGGCUCCACAGGCCUGGGCUGUUCCGCGUUAGGGCAACUCUGGGCAUUACUUCACCAGCUCUCUUACCCUCUGGAGACGCUGCCUCCGGUGGCCCUUGCUGGGUGUCUGUGGGCAGCAAAUGCCCCUCCUGGGAGCGGGAGGGUGGCGGAGGGCAGCCUGUGGCCCUGCCUGCCCAAAGCCCUGGCAGCCUGUGGGUCAGAGGAGCUCCUGCUCGUCAUCCUCGGAGCCUGAGGGGCCCUGGCGCACCUCCUCGUACCACUUGUUGGUGAGGGUUUUCAUCUGGAUCCGUCCGUGGUGGAGGUCCUGGGGCAAGAGACACAAUUAAGUCCGCGCCAGUCCUUGGGUCAGUGCCAAGGAAGGGAGGGAGGCUCUGGUACUGUGUGUGUGUGUGUCAGGGGGGCAGGGUGAAUGGCCACAGGCACUUUUCAAGUGCUGUCCAACUAAUGCCAGCUGAGAUCUUUCUUUGUGGAGGUGGAAGUAACAGGAGGCAUCAUUCAGAAAUCAAAGAGUAGGCAGCAGGUGUGGUGUCAGAAAUGUGUCUGGAAAUACACUUGGGUCAGGGACCCAGCUUGACUGUAUGACCUUGGGUGGGCUCCUUCAUCUCUCUGGGCCUCAGUCUCCCUAGCUGUCUAGUGAGCUCAUAGCUGCAUCUACUGCAUGAGCCGUUAGGAGAAUGAAAUGAAGCAGCCAGGGAAAAUCCCAGCACAGUGCCUGGCUGGUAGUAGAGCGACCUGCUGAGAGCUGUCCUGACCACUGACAGAUGAGACAAGGCCAGCCAGACAAGCCCCCAUCCCCAUAGCCGGGCUACCCCCUGCAUGGGGCAGGCUAAGGGCUUGAGCAAAGCAGGCCCAAACUCAUCCCUGUCCCUGAGACAGGCCAUCACUCACUACCACCCAGAGGCUAGCAGUGCCCAGGGGGACAGAAAACGAGUCCCGAGUCUGGGCCAUCAUGGGCCCCGGCACGGCUGAAAGGCCCAGAUGUAAUCCCUCAGCUCAGAUUUAGCACUGAUCAAUGGCCCGAGUCCAUAAUCCAGAAAACCAAACUGUGUUAACAAGUCUAUUAUUACCCGGCACUAAGUGCAGCAGCACAGAAAACCAGCAGAUGCUGAAUUCCAGCCAACCCAGCCCUGCUGGCCCGGGAGGGGAGAGCCAGGUGGGAGGAGGGGCCGGCCGGCCGGCCAGCCGCCCCCCCAGCACAGCAGGCACAGCACGAGAGCCUUCCCACCCUGCUUGGCCCCUGUAGGUCUCAGCGGGGAAGGCGAGGAGACCCUAGCGUGUGGGCUGCAGGCCCAUGGGCCUUCGGGACCCACCUCCUGGGUCAACCUCCGUGUGAAGAAGGGGUUCAGGUACUUGGCGUCCAACCACAUGAAGCCUUUGAGGUCCUGCCGCCUGAUGUAGUGGGCCUCGUACUCCUCCUCAGUCAGCUCCGACAGGUGCUCCGACUCGAUGGUGUUGCCCUGGAGGACGGAAGGUAGCCAGGCACGCUUCAGGCUGGCAUCUCCGGGAGGCCCCGCUCACCCACCCCUGGCCACCAGGGCCGACUGGGCCAGGGACCCCAGCCCUAGCUGUACUUUAGAAUCCCAGAGUCUGCGGGCAGCAAACGCCCCUCCCAGGAGCUGUAGGGAGGUAGGCAGGAUGUGACAACUGCAGCGGACGGCCAGGACCCCUCCCAAGGCGGGGAAGUCAGAGUCCUGGGAAGGGCCUGGGGUUGGUUUUUUUUUUUUAAAUAAUUUUUAUUGUGCUUUGAGUCAAAGUUUACAAAUCAAGUCAGUCUCUCAUAAAAACUUAUAUACACCUUGCUAAAAAAACACCUUGCUACAUACUCCCAAUUACUCUCCCCCUAAUGAGACAGCCUGCUCCCUCCCUCUACUCUCUCUUUUCGUGUCCAUUGUGCCGGCUUCUAAACCCCUCUACCCUCUCAGCUACCCUCCAGGCAGGAGAUGCCAACAUAGUCUCAAGUGUCCACCUGAUCCAAGAAGCUCACUCCUCACCAGCAUCCCUCUCCAACCCAUCAUCCAGUCCAAUCCAUGUCUGAAGAGUUGGCUUUGGAACGGUUCCUGUCCUGGGCCAGCAGAAGGUCUGGGGGCCAUGACUACCGAGGCUUGGGGUUGGUCUUUUAAGCUCCUCAGGUUGUUCUAACAUGCAGCCAGGACUGAGAAUGGCUGUUGUAGGCUAUCUCGUUACUGGCACAUUAACCAUGGAGGCUCUUUUGACCUCUUUUGCUUGUGGCUCAGCUAGCAAGGGUUCUCUGCUGUGGGCAGGUGUUUGCUGAUCAAGUCCACGCACACAAGCAGAGGGACGAGUGAAUGACUGGAAAGGGAAGUCUGGAGGUGAUGAUGAGGUCCAGGGUCAGUGCAGGCCCACCUUGGUCCUGCUCCAGACCAGAGCAGUGCCCACCAGGAGGGGCGCCCCACCCUCUCCAGGGCCCACCCAAGGCAGGCAGGAGAUGUGAAGGCAGUGUCUGCUGCUCUGGGUGGGAAGGAACCGCUCUGAACCAGAAUGAGCAUGCUGGGCAGUUGGCACAGUCCACUGGUCUCUCCUCUGGGGCCUCCACUAGCAGUGCAGGAGCAGCCGUGGGAGAGCAGAGUGGGAGGGCAGGGUGCUUUCACGCGUGGUCUUCCAGCUCCGCCUGCAUCGGAAUCACCAGGAGGCCUUGUGGAUACAGACUGCCAGGCCCACCUGCAGAGGUCUGGGCAGGGCCUGAGGAAUUGCAUUUCUAACAAAUUUCCAGGCGAUGCUGCUGGUUCACUUGGGGAGCUACUGAUGCAGUGCAGUGGUGCACAGUUCUGGAGUCUGAAUCCAGCUCUACCAGUGGGCAGCUGUGUGACCUCGGGCCCUUGAUUUGGCCUCUCUGGGCCUCAGUGCUCUGGUCUAUAAAAUGGGACAAUGAGAACAUCUGCUUCCUGCAGGUUAUCAGGAUGACCUGAGACAGCCCAAGGGAAGGGGAAGCGGUGCCUGCAGCACAGAGGGCAGCCGACAGCAGCCACUUCGAUUCUCAGGAGACAGCCUGGUCCGACGGGAGCCCUGCUCCGCCAAGUGUGCGUGCAGGACCUGAACUGGCAGUGGCAGCGGGUGGCAACUUGUUAGAAAUGCAAGUCCUUUAGGAGCCACCCCAGACCUGCAGGGCACUCUGGCGGUGGCUCAGCAGCCUGUUCACGAGCCCUCCAGUGAUUCUGACCUACGCGAAAAGGCCUGAGAGCUGCUAUGCUAGAGCUUUUGUUCAACAGGAAAGUUGGGAGGUGGAGUGGGGAGCAAGGGUCCCUGAGAGUGAGAACGUUUUGCCUGGACAGGCCUGGAGGGGGCCCGGCGGUCUCCUUUCAGCACCGCCUACUGCUGGCAGGCCCAGGGUGGAGAGUGGAGCCCAAGGCCGGUGCAGAGCUUGGUUCUCCAGUGUCAGAAGUGGCCCAUGUCCCCUCUCCCGGCUGAGGAGUUCUGUGCCUUCAAUUACACAUUAAAGCUACUAGUGGUCUCCAGUGAAAAAUGAUGCACUUCUGGGAAUGUACGGGAGUGUGUGUGGGUGUGGGUGCGUGUGCAUGCAGGAAGGUGGGUGAGAGCCUGGCUCAGCAUGUGGUGGCCUGAGGGUGAAGACAGGGGGAGGAGGCCCCAUGGAGGCUGACUGGCCCAGUGGCAGGGGCAGGAGGGCAGCGUGGAAGAAGGAGGGGUAGGCAGGGCUAUGGGGGUCUCAGCCUCUACUGCAGCUGGGCCCUGAGCACCUCCCACCCCCAAUUAUGCCCUUGACUGCCCUUGGUAGAAGGCACUUCUCAGAGACCUCACAGGCACUGUAAGUCACCGUCCCCUCAGGUCAGGGAACGAUCGGAUUCUGACACCUUCCAGUCCUGGGGCCAUAUGGCUGGUGCGGUUACCGGCAGGGGAGUGUAUGACCUGCCCCUUGUAUGCCAUGCCGCCCGUGCCAAUGCAGAGAGGGAAGCCUCCAUGGCUCCAAGGUCACGAGGCUGCAGAGAGCCCACCCCAGAGAGCCAUGCUUCCCAACUCUCAUUCCCCUAACCCUCCUCCUAGGUUGGGUACCUGUACGUGUGUGUAUUGGGGGGGUGGUGCUAGGUGCCUUAAAGAGUCUCUUCUCUCUACUCCCCCGUCUCCUCAGUCCCCGGCACUCACCAUCUUCUCCGUCUUACUGAGGUUGACAUCCUUCUUGCUCCGGCGCCGUGCCUUGGCGUCCUCAAUGUCCAUGAGGCGGAUGAGGGGCAUGGUGCUGCCACCCAGCAGCAGGAUGGUAAAGAGCACGAUGAUGAUGGUGGUGGUGCCGAUGAGCUGCCGCUUCUCCAUGGGCUCCAGGUCCAGGUGCAGGCUCAGGGCAUAGGGGAUGGCGCCCCGCAGGCCUGUGGGCACAGAAUGCGGGUUAAGAGGGGAGGAUGUGGGUUAAGAGGGGAGGGUGGAGUGACAUCACUGACCAGUCAGGCAUUCUCCAUGUCCCACUGGAGAGCCCUGACUCCUUCUGAAGGCUCUGGGGUAUGACAACGGCAGGCUGCAGGGAUGUGGGAGCUGAUAACACUGCACCCCUGCUCUCACGUCCCAGGGUGGCUGAGCAGAUCAAUGAGAAGGCCUGGCCAGGCUACAAAGCACAAGUGUGUAUGUGUGAGCGUAAGGGUUAACCAAGCCCACACUCACAUUUUAGAAACAAUACACAGCUAGUGUAUAGUACUGUGUGCCCGGCCCCACACUAAGUGCUCUACAUGCAGUCACACUGGACCGUCACAGGAAACCCUGUAAACAACAUAUACCUGAGGAACCGAGGCUACGUGAAUCAAGCAUCCUGCCAGGGCCAAGCAGCUCACCCAGGUAACAGCACAGAAGGCCGCUGGCAGCACUGACUGUGCUCUGGGUGUCUGGUGGGGGUAAGCGGCUGCCAGGAACUGCACCAUCAACUCUCACUUAACUGCCUUUCUGGUCCCCCAGCAAGGCUGCUGCUGGGCUUGGAUGUGGACUGCAGCUGAGGAACGGCACUGUCCUCUAGGAGGUGCUUUCUGCUUACCGGGAGCCAUGUGGAAGGGAACAGGGCAGACCUGGCCUUGCCCUCACGGCGCUCCCAGAGCAGCUGGGAGAAGAAACACCGUGCAGGUACCUGUGUCAGCAAAGGCUUGGACAGGCAGGCAUACGGCGACAGGACCUCACAUCAGGAUGGGAGUUGUGGGGAAGGAGAGACCAGCAUUCCAAUUGGGAACAGCCGAUACAGCAGCCCAGAGUCAAGGAGGAAGGCCAGCAGGACAGCUGUGUUGUGUAAAGGAUGUGAGCUGGGCCCUGACAAGGCAGGGCCUGCAACUCUGAAAGGGACCCUGGACUGUGUCCUACGGACACUGGAAGCACUUCUGUGAUGUGACAGAUGUGUCCUGUGGAAGGGGGAUGCUGACUACAAAGCAGGCUGGACAGGAAGGCCAGUUGUCUUAGACAAUGAGAUUGCAAUGUCUCCACUUAGAAUUUUCAAGGCCUUGGGUCAACCACUUCACAGAAAAAAGCAAUUAAGGAAUUGGUAACCAAAGAAAAAAAAUCUUUUUUCCUCACUGACAAAACAGAUGGAGGAAAAAUAGAGCAGCUCUCGCUAUACACUUUUUUUUUUUAAACAAAGCCUUUUGAAAGAGAACCCUGAGACACAUUUAUGACUCUGCUAUUGGAUUAGAGAAGAGCCUCAUGAAGCAUGCUCCUGUACCCCGCCCCACAAGGAAAUACUUUAAUUAAAAUAUUUUAACAAGAAAGCAUAAAGAACUGUGUAUACUGCUCGAAAGAAAAUUUAAAGAUGCCUAAGGAUCUAGUUCUUUAGGAGCCAAAGAUUUAUGAAAUCAUUUCCAUCCUUUAAAAAGUAGACAGUAGCUGAAACUUUCACGUAAAUAGGAAACCUUUAAAGAAUCAGAACUUUGCGACUGAAUGAAAACACAACAUGUAGUACGAAACAAUUCCCGCUUUCACCUGUUUUGUUUGGAGCACAUUAUGACUUCAACCUGGAAAACACAGAGGUAAGCCUGAAGUUAUUCACCUCUCACCCUGGCCUGUACCUGCACACAGGUAAGCGCGGAGUCAUUCACCUCUCACCCCGAGCUAUACCCUCACAGAGGUAAACCCAGAGUCAUCCACCUCUCAUCCCAGGCUACACCCUCACACAGAUAAGCCCAGAGUCAUCGUCUCUCACCCCCGGCUGCCCCCUCAGGCCAAGGAAGUCACCUGCUCUAAGCAAGUCCUUUUCCCUCUGAGCCUGAACCUUCUCAUCUGUAGAAAAGGCCCAGCACCACCCAUUUCACAGCGCUGCUGCGAUGGGGGCUCUGCUAAGUGCCUAGCCCAGGGCCUGCUUUAUGGCACUGACCCAAACCAAACCCAUAGGCGUCCAGGCGACUCUGACUCACAGCAGCCGUACAGGACAGGGCAGAAGUUCCCCAGAGGACUCCCAAGGCUGUCAUCUUUACAGAAGCAGGCUGCCACCCUGUCUCCUGUGGAACUGCUGGGGGGCUGAAACCGUGGCAGCUGGGCCCCUGACCACUGCGCCACCAGGGCUGCUUUCCUUCACAGUAGAUGCCGGUUAAAUAGAAGCUUUUACUAUUUUUGGUUUCUGAGGCAAAUUCGUUUUCAAAGGGCUCUCGCCGGUACCUGCACAUUCUCUCUGUGUGGGGUGCACCUUUAUUUUCCUUCUGCCCGUUUCUUCAGGAUUUGACUUACCACUAAACCACAUGAUGAACAUCAUCUUUGGUGUGAUUUUAUGAUCACGGAAGAAAUUCAGGAGGUAGGAAAGGGGAAAAAUGUUCACCGCUCUGCCAAACAGUACCAGCACCUGUUAACAGCAACAAACCAAGUCUGAGAUGGAACGCUCUCUAGUUCUUCAAGCUGCAGCUUGUUGCCACAAAUGUGGACCUCGGCACACACCCAUGCUAAAUGCAGCACUCCCCUCGGUCAUAAAUGGUGUGAAUAGCACAAUGCUCGUCACAGACUGGGUGUGGGUGUGUGGCUGUCAGUUUCUGUGUGUCUGGGAAAGGAUAAAGCUUUGUACAUGAAGUUUCAGUAGCUGGAAAAGAGGCCUAGCAGGGUAUCAAUGACUGCGUUGGCAAUGACAGUGGAACAAAGCCAAAUGCCAACAGGGCGGGCAGACGUCUCCACAGAUUAAUUUAAGGGCACUCCUGCCUCCUCUGAAGGCGGUUCACCAUGGGACAGGGCUGCACUAAUCAUCCCCACUGGGCCAGCUCUGGAGGGACAGACAAGGUGUCUCUGCCUCUCCCAGGGCGCCCCACUCCUCAGGGAGAACAGGAGACUGAGAAGGGCCUGCCUGUGCCGGGAAACGCCGCUCUCCUGGCAGAAGGAGCACGCUUCAGCCAGGGCUCGGAAAUGCCCCAAACCCUGCCUUGCCAGUUGCUAGCCACAGCUUUUGGUGCCUGUUAUAUUGAAUUAUGUCCCCCCAAAGUAUGUGUAAUUCCUAACCCCUAUACCUGUGGUUAUAAUCCCAUUUGGUAAUGGGUUUUCUUUAUGUUAAGAGGCCAUAUCAGUUAGGGUAUGUUUUAAGCCAAUCACCUUUGAGAUAUAAAAAGCAGAUUAGGACAGAGAAGCAAGCAGAGAUGGGUAAGAGAAAUGCCAUGCCACAUGAAGAUUGCCAAAGAACAGAAGCUGAAGAGACAAGGACCUUAAUCCAGAGCUGACAGAGAGAAAGCCUUCCCUCAAGAGCCAGCACCCUGAAUUUGGAUUUCUAGCCUCCUAACUGUGAGAACAUAAACUUCUGUUUGUUAGACCCACCUGUGGUAUUUCUGUUAUAGCAGCACUAGAUGAUAAUUAAACAGUGCCUAACCAUCUCCAAAGGCACACUGGUCUUAACAAAAAAUAGCUUUACGUAAAGUUUAAAUCUUAUCUAAGUGGAUUCUUAGAACAAUUUAUUAAUCUGCUUUCAUUUUCUACAUCUUGGUUCUGACUUUAAUUAACUAGAAAAGAAUCAUAUACACAUGGACAUUCUUUGGGCUCCAGUUUGUUCUUUCAACGAGCACGAAUUGAGUGUGCUUUGGAUGGUGUGCCUUAGACGGUAAUAGUUGCUGUCAAUCAUCAUAUAUUUCUACUCCAGACAAUGUGCUAAGCACUUUACAAACAUUAUCCUGUGACAUUUAACUCCUUGCAGUGGUCUUACGCACUACUGUCCUCAUUUUAUAGACAAGGACACUGGGAUAGUGAGAAGUUAAGUAUCUGGUCCAAGUUGACCCAGAUAGGAAGCGGUGGGGCCGUCUCAAACCUGGUUCAGACCCCAAAGCCCAUGAUCUUAACCAUGAAGCCGAGUCCACCUGGUAGCAGGCACUGUAAUCAGUCUGAAUAGCACAGGUCAGCCUCCAGGAGCCACAGGGCCAGCCUGUGACUAUGUGCUUGGGGAAUCUGAGUUACCACCCGGGGCACUCUCUCAUCUUCCUUUCCUCCUGGCCCACGGCUGAGACAGGCACCUCCCUUUACCACCCGCUGAAAUCCAAUCUUCCAUCCCCACACUGACGUUUCAGGUUUGACCAAACGUGGCCCCUUUUACCCAGUGACCACACUAAAGACUAUUAUAUUUUCUGUAAACGACUUUUGCUGCCAGUCUCUUGUCCUGAAACCUGAGUUUGGAGGACAGGCAGGUAACAGGGACAAACAGCAAUGAGCUUUUGCAGGCCGAGAGGUGGCAGUGCCCAGACUGCAAGGGGAAACAUCUUUUUCCUUAGGGUUUCUUAGCUUCUCUCUGCCUCAGUUUCCCCACAUGCCAAAUAGGUAGGCUUGACUGGUUUAUACAGGCUAGAUGAUAGUGGUUAAAAAAAAAAGGUGAUUCCCUUCCCAUAGCUGGCUUUUGUUAAAUGGAGUUGGCAAUAGAAGUUGACUGAGGCUGAAUUAUGAUAACUCAACCACACUAAGGUGUGCUUCUUUAGGGUCUUAAAUUCACGGAGGCUCUAAAGAGACAGCAAAGGCGUGAAAUGCGGGAUCAGAGUACAUGCAGGCACGAAUCAGCAGGAGGCUGGAGACACACUGAAGGGGAGAGACCGGAGGAGGCACACAGACAAGGGGCCUGGGCUCACCAGGCUUAAUGCCCAAGUGUUUAGAGCCAUUAAGGGCACAGGUCAGUCAGGUGCCUGACAGCGUGGGGCCUUUCUUUUAAACGCUAAACUUGUAUUUUCUCCCCAUUCUACAACCAAAAAGAUUUGAUUCUACUGCAAAUGACUAAACCUCUAUUUUCAUUUUUUAAAGGUAUAUUUUAAUUCGUCUCCUACCACCGCCCCAGUCCAAUUAUAACACUGUUUCCCAGAUCUUCUCGAUCAGAAGAAUCAUCUGGGAUGAUUUCUCUGGGUGAGUCUCCAGGGCGAGUAAGGGCCUGGGAAUCUUUAAACAAGUGUCCAAGUGUCAUAAAGAAAUAGACAUAAUAGGGGAAAACUGCAUUAAAAGGUAAGCAUGUUCAUUAUAAAUUAUCCGGAAAAGGAGAAAAGAAAAUCAUUCCCAUAUUUGGCUAUAUUUUCUUUACAUUUUUUUUUUGUUUCUAUGCAUAAUGUUUUUACAUGAGAUGCUCAAACUACAUAUUCAAUUUUGGAGUCUGCUUUUUCCAUUUUACAUAAAAACACAUCAACUUGUACUUUUUAAAGAGGACCAUAACAUUCCAGGCCACUGAAAAUUAAAAAGCAAACAAAAAUCUUUUUCCAGGGAUAUGCAUUCACUCGAUCCCAUCCUUUUUCCCCUUUAUUGUGUGUUUGUGAUUUUUUAACAAAACAAACAUAAACAGAAGAGUGUCUGUGUAGCUGUUGACUUUGAACAGUGAACAGUUACAUCAAUGAAUCCAGAACAUGUGGUUAUUAAUCUACAAAUAAGUAAUUAAAUAAAAAACGAGGAAAAUACUUACUAUGCACCAGAUGACAAAGGAAAUUUCAAACUUGUGAGGGAAACUAAAAAUGGACAGGCCAAGAAAUGCAAACACACAUGUUUCUGAAACAAACCAAAGAAUGGAUUAUUCAGCCCCAGCUAUUUUCUUCCCCAGUGUAGUACUAAAUUGUUAAACAAGCAAACAUGCAGAAGUAAGUCGGAACCCGAUACAGCACUCUGCUGAUUUCCUGGGAAAUCCGUGACCAAUGCAUUGGGCAACCUUGUGCUUAGAUUCUCUAUCACUCGAAGUGACAAAUUCCUGCUCUCCAGAACCUCCUCAUUUAAUGAGUCAACUGUCAAAUACUUGAGCAAACAAACACCAUCCCACCCAGGGAAGAUGAUAAAUGUAUGAGUCUGUCCAUUUGCUGAACACCGUGAUUAGCAAGGAUCCUGACUGCAGCAAAGUGGCAAAAAUUCAGAGCUGAUGACUGGUGGCAUCACGGAACAAGCAUCAAAGGGCCUUUUGUUUAACCUCCUUGCCAGAGUGGAUGGAGCCAAGUGGCUGACUUAACUUAUGUUGACACCGUCACCAGGUUUAGAAUGCGGCUUAAACCCAGCAGGAACUGCAGGAAGAGUUACAUUUCCAAUUCUUGGCUCCACUCUGCAAGUCAGAGUCUCUCACUGACUUGUUGUACAGUCAGUCAGUCAGUCACUUGGGUAUUUAAGAAAAGGCCCCUUUUAAAUUUCUAACACCGUGCUCCUUGCUUAAACUGUGUUGUUCCCCAGAAAAAUCAAGUAACUAAGGAGAGACAAAGACUGUAUUUUAAAAUAGUUCAACAUAGUAAAAUGGUAUCUCUGUUUAAAACAUUUUAGCAAAGCUUUUUUCACAUCUGUCCUUUUAAAACAAGUCCACAGGCUGGAUGGUGUACUCCUCCUCCUCCUCCUGAAUUUUUCUCUUGUCUAAUAAAUAUUUUUACGAUCUUUCCAAAUCAGCACAUUCAGAUGGACUUUAUGCAUCUCCCUGGUGGCAUAAAAUCUAUGAGCUUGGUAAUUUAACCAAUCCCUGGUAAACGGACAUUGAAAUCGUGUCUAUUUCUGAUAUUACGACCACAACAAACAUCCCUGUACACAGGGUAAAUUCCUGGUAGGGAAACUGCCAGGUCAAAGAGCAUGUGCCUUUGAAGUUCAGAUAGAUGCCACCAAUGACUUUCAGAAGGAUGAUGUCAGUGCACACUCCCAUCAGUGGGCCUGCUUUCCACACACCGUGUCAGAAGUGGGUAUCAUCAAACUCAAAAUUUGCCAAUCUGAUGGGUAAAAAAAAGAAUUUGAGGGAUGUUCUGCUUUGCAUUCCUUUAAUUGUGAGGGUCAGGGUCAGAAUCUUUAGCCAUAGCCUUUUUUUUUCCAAAUGAUUUUUUUGUUGUUGAGAAUAUACACAGCAGAGCACACACCAGUUCAAUAGUUUCUACAUGUACAAUUCAGUGACACUGAUUACAUUCUGAGUCGUGCAACUAUUCUCACCCUCCUUUUCUGAGUUGUUCUUCCACUAUUAACAUAAACUCAUUGGCCCCUAAGUUUCCUAAUUUUCGAGUUGCUGUUGUCAGUUUGAUCCUUUAUAGACACUUAAACAAGCACAAUGCUCAAGACAGACAUUUUUUAUUAGUUAAUCUAAACUACCGUUUGGUUUUAAGAAGACUUUAGGAGAUAUUUUUGGAUUAAGGUUUAAAGAUUACCUCAGGGCAAUAGUUCCGGGGGUUCAUCCAGCCUCCAUGGCUACAGAAAGUCGGAAUUCCAUUACACAUGGGUUUUUGAGAGGGGUGCUCUGAAAAAAUACCCACUAGACUAGGAAUGAAGAGACCUGGCUUCCAGACUCACCCCUCAGCCAGGGGACCGUGGGCAGGUCAUUUUACCUCUCUCACCUGAGCUUCCUUGUCUGUAGAUGGGGAUGAAACCGCUAUGUGGCCUGACUCCUCAGACACAAAAGUAGGGAGCUAGUGCUUCAGAAUUUGGCAAGCCCCCCGAGAUGCCUGCUGAUGCUGAUGCGGACCGCUAGGACACAGCCACUUAGGGGCCAGCUUACAGAGACAGUCCAGGUAUAAACCGGGGAGGAGAUACGUGUGUGCGAACGUGAAUGUGUGUCUGAGCAUGGGAGGAGGGGAAGACCGUGCCCGAGAACUCAGAUUAAAACUGUUUAAAAGAAAAAGUCAACUGGUGUAUUUGACCCCAACAAAUGACACUGCUAACGGGGAAUUUCCCAAAUUUAUGUCCUUCAAGAUGUUCUUACAAAUAGGUUCUGUGGACGAGUUUGGGAAAUGCUCUACCUCCCCCUUAGAAAUUGACAUGCAUGUUAGCACACUGGUUCUGAAACAUCCUGCCAGGGGAAAUCCCAACUGACUCCCAGACAGGGGUGAGAGGAAUGUUUGGGACCGGGCAGGCCCACGUGACACCAGAGAGGCAGCACUCACCGCACAGGAAGGCCACGGUCCUCAGGGUUUGCUGCAUGAGGAUCUGGGUGACCGGGGAGAGGUUAUGGUGCGUGUAGUGGGACAUCACGAUGCCCGAGAACAGGAUGGCCAUAAUGCCUAGAGUUGCAGGGGUAAAGUGCACAGACAUGAACAUCAGAAAAGCAUCUACCAUGGGAUACACAAAUAACAACUCACACUUCCAGCAAGUCCCUGCAGCCUACAGUAUUAAGAACGAAAAUGGAAAAGAAAAGGGAGAAGGGAAUAAUGCCUGAGGUCUCCCAGGGACUUCAAAGAAAAACUGAAGGGCCCCUCCUCUCUGGCAGCUUCACUAUCAGCUGUGUGACCUUGGGCCAAGUGACUUCCCCUCCCCAAGCCUCAGUUUUUAUGUCUGUAUAGUGGGACUAAUAUAGUACCGACUCAUAGAACUGUUAGGAAGGUGAGUGAAGACAAGUCACAUGAAGUACUCAUCCAUUACUGUGGUCUGCAGAUCUAGAGAGGCAGGAAAACCAGACGAUCUUGAGGCAGAAAGGGAGUUUAAGAAUCUGAGUAUGAAGAAUCGUGAUUUUGAUUUUUUUUAAUACUUUUCCUUAAUUUUGAAUUUCUCUAUAAUCAUCAUGUAUUACUCUUGCGAUACAAAAAAAAAAAAAAAAAGAAAGAUGCACUUUUCAAAAAAGGUAUCUUUUCUUCAAAGCCCUCCACAAGAGCAUCUACAGCUUCCUCACUUACUCAGGAUUUGAGCCUCCACCUCUGUCCACUGCCCCCCAAUUCCUCCCACAACGCUUUACACAGAUGUCUUCUCAGUACACCUCUGCCUAGGCACAGAGAAGAGCUCUCUACUUCAUGUAAGGAAACUGAGAUUUUUUAAAAAGCCAUCAAACAGGGAUUGCAAAUCAAACUUUGUAAGUUUAUCUCUUCUGUUGCUUUAUAGAAACAAGGAUUAGUGACUAACUUUCCACUUACGAAAGGGUAAAAAUUACAGCAUUGCAUCUGAGACAUUUCAGCUGCUAAGCUUAUAAACAACCCUACAAACCAGAGAAAAAUCCCUACUCUUCGUACUACCCAAUCGGCACUUGCUGGUCUUAGUAACAAUGGUAGCUGGGACAUUUUCUCUCCUAAAACCAAAAACCUGUUGCCAUUGACUCAAUUCCUACUCAUCGACACUAUAGGACAGAGCAGCGCUGGUGGAUUUGAACUGCUGACCUUUUGGUUAGCAGCCGAGCUCUUAAUCACUGUGCUACCAAGCCUCCUUUUUUUUCUCUUAGGCAAUAGAGAUUUCUUUCUCUCUCACUUUUUCCCCAGAAAGGAGGGCAGAUGGAGAAAUUCCAGCAAUGUUCCCACAGACACUCAGGACAAGAUGGGAGAAAGGAAACAAGUAGGCAGGAGACUUCUUUACUUGCCAUUUUAGAGCAAUGAGAAGAUUCUUGGGUACUCAAGAGCUGUACUGAAUCACUAUUCUACUGGAUAAAAGACAAACACAACCACCACCUUCAGUCUUUUCUCUACAUUCUCAGUAUGCUCUGCAGGUGACUGCCAGGAGAGCCGGCCCUUCCUGGUCCUGCAACAAAACGCAGGGCAUGGAGGCCGUCAAAAGGUGGCACCACAUAGUGCCUAACAGAAGAGACCAAAACCCAGGUUUGCUCUCCACCGCCACCCUUGAGACUGGGGGAGGGGACACAGAGCUGCCAAAGGGCUUUGUUUAACCAGCAUGCUUCUAGAGGGGCUAUCAACCCACUGGCAAAGCUAGACUGUAAUUCUCACCUUGAAGUAAAAGUCAACCCAAGGGGAGCCUGAGCCUUGUUUAAGUAGUAACACGAAUUACCUUCCACCCAAAUUGUUGUCCUGCACACAGAGUGAGGUCCUCGACAUUGAACAGUCACUCCAGAGAGCCAAAGGCUCCAGGGAGUAAGGUCUGACAGUAGGAUGUAGUAAGUUCCCUUGGGACUGAACAUUUGAGGGAGACCACUGUCAGGGCCCUGAGAGCUUCCUACCACCCAGGCCUGUCCUGCCCCAGCACUCUCCAACAAGGAGAUAGGCAUAGAACGGGACUGGCUACAGUUUCACCUGUGCACAAGAUGGGGGGGCGGGGGGCUGGAAACGCAAACCCCUCAGGGGCCAGGUAAGUUACAAUAAGUGGGUGAGUGGCUCAUGGGAAAACUAAGGCACAAGCCCAUCUAAAAAGGGCUGGCGGUCUCCCUAUGGGACUGCAGGCCUAAGGCUGGCCAGUCUUCUUUCUGGUUUUCUGAAAGAUGCCAGAAACCUGUUUCUUAUGGGAAAUGUCCCAACUUUUAACGAUGGCAACUAACUCAAGUUUUAAAAAUUUCUCUGACUAGGUAAACAAACCCCAUCUGGGUGUUAAGCUGGGCCCGUGGCUGCUACCUGUGCACUUGACCUACUGAUGUUGGAGACAGGCUGUGUGACCAAUCCAAGAGUGAAGAGACAGCCCUACCUUCACCCUGGACUGGUCUUGCGUUGGGGGCACCUCUCAAGUUCUGUCAGCAGUGGGUCCAAAAGCCUGAGGGACAGGUGAAGCGUCUGCCCUACAUGCCCUCCCUACGCAAAGACCACUUCACCACCCAAGCCACCCUCAUUCACUACAGCUGCUGCUGGACAGGCCGUAAGAGCAUGAAAAGGUGCCCAUGGCACAGACUAGCCUCGCUUUUAUAGACAAAGGGCAUGGGUGUUUUCCAAAAUAUCCUGUAAGGAAGAAUUCCUGACACAUUUAAUUUUUAAAGAAAAAAAUCAUUUAAGGAAGCAAGAUAACAAUGUAAGAAAAACUUUCAGCCUACUGGAAAGAAGAAAAGGAGGGAAAAAGGGAGGGAAGGAGGAAAUCCUUUUCUAGUUCAAGGUUAAAUCGUUUUCGACUUAAUAAAGGAAUGUAGUAAAGGGGUUUAAGCCUAAAAGGCAGACCUCAACCAUGGCAUUGUGUGCUUAUCACUCACUGUAUCCCUUACUCACUGGAGUAAACUAUCACAUGCUUCUUGAAGGCUGAGUCAAACCACACUCAGUCUUCUUUGCUAAUUACUCAAUAUAUAAAUAUAUUUUGCUAUAAAACAUUCUGACUCAGAGGUAUACAGUAAAACACAGAACCUCCGUUUAUACCCCCUGCCCAGAAGCAAGAACUAUUGAGUUUGAUGUGCAGAUCAUUAGUCCUUUUACUAUGCAAUCAUAUAUACGUGAUUAUUUAUCUCAAAAAAAAGUUAAUAAGCAGGAUAUUAUAUAUAUGGCAUGUACUACCAGCAGAAUAGAUUUUUAGAAGACCUCCAAUGCUUGCCUUUGCACAUAUAAUAGAAUCCCAAGUUCCUGCCUGGCCCACAGAGCCCUGCAGGACCAGUCCUCGCCCCCUCACCAGUGCACUCUGUUCCAUGCACACUGGUCUCUCACGCUUCCAGGAGCCUGCUGUCCUCUCUCACUCCUACGUGGGAGCCUUAACACCUGCUGUUCCACCGCCAGACACUUUCCCCAGAUCUUCCCACGGCUAGCCCUUCUCACCAUCCAGGUCUUAGCUGGGGUCACCUCCUUGGGGAGGCCUUCCCUGACUCCCCUAUCUGAUGAGUUCUCUGCCCUCAUGCCACUCUGCCACAUUACUCUGAUUUCUACUCUUCAUGUCAUUUCAUAUCCACCUGAAAUUACCCUGUUUGCUGACUUGCUUAUUGUCUUUCUUCUGCAGGCAGGAAUCUGAUCUUAUCUUGUUUGCUACCGCAGCCCUGAUAUGAAGGAUCAUUCUUAGCACAGGGCAGGCACUUAAUACGUAUUUAUUGAACGGACAGAUGCGUUUUUAGCUUGCUUUCAUAAAACUGAACAAUGUAUCUUGGAGUUCCUUCCAUGAUAGUACAAACAGGUAAAUUCACCUCUUAAGUGGCUGCAUAGUCUCCACUGGAUCAGAACUUACUUCAUCUCUCCCAUUACUGACAAACACUGAGUUGCUUCCAGUUUUUCUCUCUAACCGUGCUGCAGUGGGACUCCUGGUGUAGACACCAGUGCGUGUGACUGCUGUACGAUACCGUCCAUCUCUGCCGACGUCCUCCCAACACUUUAGAGAGUGCUAUGUCCUUGAGUCGGAAUCGACUCGACGGCAGUGGGUUUGGUUACGUCCUGAUCUGUCUUGUAAACAUAUCAUCCAACCCCAAACAUCCCAUCCAGUGACUCACCUGUCCCUCAGCCCCCCCGUUUGCUAAGCUGUGUCUGCUGAGGACAAGGAUGGAGUCUGGACAUCUUUGAGUCUUUAAAGCCAGAUGGUAAAGUGGCCCUCAAAACUGGCCUGAAAGAACCAUAAAAAGAGCUAAAACGGAUACAGCCAGAACAAUGAUUCUGAGAACAGCUAAUGCUUCCUGAGGAAUAAUUACGGAGACGAUUUAUUUUGUUUUCUAAAAUCAGGACACUUUUCAGGGUGACAGGUAGUGUUAGUAAUUUAUCACACUGGGACAAAAGGGGAAAACUGGAGGUGUUGAGGGCAAACCAGGGUGUAUGGUCACCCCGGCAGUAACACCAGGCACUGACGCCCCUGCCAAGAGUCUUCCUUACAUCAGUUCCCUUUUAUGAUUUCUGCUUUAUGAUAAAGAAGUGGAGGCUCAGAGUGGUUAGGUCUGUCACUGUCAUGGAUUAAAUUAUGUCCUCCCAAAAAUGGGGUACUGGGUUCCCCCAAAAUGUGUGUAUCAAUUUGGCUGGGCCACGAUUCCCAGUAUUGUCUCAUUGUCCUCCAUUGUGUGAUUGUAAUUUUAUGUUAAAAAGGAUUAGGGUGUGAUUAUAACACCCUUACUAAAGUCACAUGCUUCAUCCAAUGUAAAGGGGGUUUCCCUGGGGUGUGGCCUGCACCACGUUUUAACUUACAAGAGAUGAAAGGAAAGGGAAACAAGCAGAGCGUUGGGGACCUCAUAUCACCAGGAAAGCAGCGCUGGGAGCAGAGCCAGUCCUUUGGACCCAGGAUCCCAGCAUGAAGCUCCUAGUCUAGGGGAAGACUGAUGAGAAGGCCAGCAGAGACAGAAAGCCUUCCCCUGGAGCUGACACCCUGAAUGUGGACUUUUAGCCUACUUUACUGUGAGGAAAUAAACUUCUCUUUGUUAAAGGCAUCCACUUGUGAUAUUUCUGUUAUAGCAGUGCUAGAUGACAGUCACCAUCUCAGGUCACAUAUCUAAUGAGAGGUGGAGCAGAGAUCUGAACCUGGGUCUGUCCAGUUACACAGCCCCAGUUCUUAACCACUGUGUUCUAAACAUGUGGUUUCCAGUAAGUGCUUCGUAGGGAGAGAAUGUCCUGCUCAGUGGUCUUGGGAAUCACUCGCAGUAAACCUUCUGUGCUAGUCAGAAAAUGGGGAGCACAAAAAGGCAGGAAAAGCGAGCAAAAGUACCACCCAUUCCCUCUAUGUCCCUUACAGUGGGGUCUCAGGGGUCCAUGCAACACACCAAGGCCAUCCUGCCACUCCUUGAAAGCCCUGCGUGGCCACAGGCCCACAGUUGAUUUUGACAAACAUCCCUGAAGAUACAGUGUGGGCAGAGACGGUCCCAUAACCCAUCAUUGGGGCUUGCACAUGCUCCGUGGCCCCACUGGCAGGUGUAGCAGAGGUCCCCAAGGAAAGGAAAGCCCUGUAAAUAGAAAACACAGCCACUCUGAAGACAGGACAAGGGAAAUGCUCUCUUGCUUUCAUCACAAAUUCCAAACCAAUGCAUAAGAUAUGUCUUUGCCACCGGGUACUCAGCGUUCAUCUCAAGGGAGUGGGGGAACAGUUUAAAAAAACAGAAGUAAAAAUAGCGAGGCUAGAGCCCAAUAAUUCACAGGUAACGUUUAUAUAAGUACCAAAACUGAAUAAAGAUGAAAGACGGAACUUGAUGGCAGAUACUGGGAUGAAAUUAUCCAAGAGACCUGGCUUAGGAUUGAAAAUACAAAAAACAAAACCCUGAGGUUUACAGAGAGAUCCCCAGUGAGGAUGGCCAGAGUCCACGCCGCUUCCUCCUAGGCAGGAUGGGCUCGCAGGGCAGCCACACAUCAGCAGAUGGUGAACUGUGGGGAGAAGGAUCCUGUUCAACUGAGUCUAGUAAAAACCACCAGGGACUUCCACUUCACCCAGGAGUAAAUGAUUGCUACAGGAAUGGCCUUCCUGCCAAAAACAACUAGAAAACCAGAUAAAGUAAUGAAAACAAAACUGUUUCCUAAUACUGGACCACAGGCAGGGCAGGACUGUGAUUCCUGACAGAGGGGAAAGAAGUAAAAGCAGCCCAAUGAAUGCCAAAGUUUACCGGCCUGAGGUAGUUCCCGAGUGAGGCUCAGGGAGGGGAAACCCAAGCAGAGCCCAGCCACCUGAGUCUUGCUGAGAAGAGGAGAUGGAGAUUUCAGCCAGUGGAGGCCGAGCCAGCUAGAAUACCAGAGAGGAAAGGCUUCACAGAAAGAAAAAAAAAAAAAACAAACCCACUGCCAUUGAG
Messenger RNA from Loxodonta africana (African savanna elephant), 36287 nucleotides. It is a transcript of the gene SPATA2, whose product is annotated as spermatogenesis associated 2. Gene Ontology annotation, cellular component: cytoplasm. Bases 328 to 2025 code for a protein of 565 amino acids. Gene Ontology annotation, biological process: protein linear deubiquitination; regulation of tumor necrosis factor-mediated signaling pathway; protein K63-linked deubiquitination. The transcript is spliced from 3 exons. Lineage: Eukaryota; Metazoa; Chordata; Mammalia; Proboscidea; Elephantidae. The record is from RefSeq and is a predicted model, not a curated record.